UCUGUGAAGGAUUUUUAUAAAAUAAUGAUGAGGUCUUCUCCGAUACAUUUCUACAUAUUCAACCAUCUCUAUCUAUAUGAGCAGAGAUAGGCUGUAAUUGUUAGUUGAAGCAAGAUCUUUGAUUCUUUGUUGUCCACAUACUUGUUGGAAGGUUGGGAAAUUAACUGCAGCAGUGUUGCUUUUUUAACUGGUGGGAAUAAUUUGUUGGCAAGGAUCUGCAUUCUGGAAAUUGAAUCCACAUGGAGAGGUCGAAAAUAGAAUUUAUGUGCCAUAGCUGAUGCCAGACCAUGAUCUUCCCAAGAGGAACUGAUGGCUAAGGUGGAGGGAUCGUCAGAAAAUAUAGUGCAAGAUGGUGCACAGCCUGUUAAACCACGGAUUCUCCUGGCUGCUACUGGAAGUGUAGCUAGUAUUAAAUUUGAAAGUCUUUGUCGUAGCUUUUCUGAGUGGGCAGAAGUGAGAGCAGUAGCUACAAAGUCAUCCUUAUAUUUUUUAGAUAAAGCAUCACUUCCAAGGGAUGUGAUUCUUUAUACAGAUGAUGAUGAAUGGUCUAGUUGGAAGAAAAUUGGAGAUGGAGUGUUGCACAUUGAACUACGAAAAUGGGCAGAUAUUAUGGUAAUCGCCCCAUUAUCAGCAAAUACCCUAGCAAAGAUUGCAGGAGGACUGUGUGACAACCUACUAACAUGCAUCGUGCGAGCCUGGGAUUACAGCAAGCCUUUGUACGUUGCGCCUGCCAUGAACACCUUCAUGUGGCAUAACCCCUUCACAAAGCGCCAUCUAGAAGUAAUCAGUGAACUUGGUAUAGUGUUGAUCCCUCCCAUCACAAAGAGGUUGGCUUGUGGAGAUUAUGGAAAUGGAGCAAUGGCUGAACCUUCCAUGAUCUAUAAUACAGUGAGGCUUUCUUACAAGCCAUCAACAGUAAAUGGAUCAGGGUGACACUUGAAUGUUCUUAGGUGCCAAUCAAGUUUUCAUCCUAAUAUUUUUCUCUGCAGCUGUCUUGUUUUAUGUACAAUGAAAUAUUUUUUCUUUAAAAAUAUACUUUAGGUGAUUCUCCUUGUUAGUCAGAUGUUUGGUUAUCCUCAUGGGAAUGUCUUGUUGUUUCUUGUACUCAUUGGAGUGACUUUGUAAGUAGGGCUGUUGAAUACUUUGAAAAUCUUCCAAGCAAUAUCUUUCAUCUUUGGUGACCUU
Elaeis guineensis (African oil palm) is the source of this 1185-nucleotide messenger RNA. The record is from RefSeq and is a predicted model, not a curated record. NCBI's taxonomy places the organism in Eukaryota, Viridiplantae, Streptophyta, Magnoliopsida, Arecales, Arecaceae.